This is a messenger RNA of Arachis stenosperma, 975 nucleotides long. RefSeq lists its product as uncharacterized. Gene Ontology annotation, molecular function: protein binding. NCBI's taxonomy places the organism in Eukaryota, Viridiplantae, Streptophyta, Magnoliopsida, Fabales, Fabaceae. The transcript has 4 exons. The coding region runs from base 1 to 843 and encodes 280 amino acids. The record is from RefSeq and is a predicted model, not a curated record.
AUGGAAUUACUAUGGAGUGUAAUGAUGAAGCAAGUAGUAGAAAAAUUUUCUAAUUUUUGGUUUGCUCAAAGUUUGAGCGAAUGUGUGAGGAAUUGCAUGACAUCAAAGUAUGAGAUAGAUGGGAGGACAGCUACACUGUAUGUGAUCCUUGGGUGUGUGUCCCUAUGGAUUUGGUAUAUCAUAAAGAGAAAGAGAAGGCCCAUCGGGCCCAGGCCCAGGCCCAGGCCCACAAACGAUGAUGACGUAAGGAGCUACUUGGCUGCGGAUAUUGUACAUAGUGGAGCGCUAGCACGGCAGAGAUUGGAGGAUUUCAAAGCGGCUAAAGCGAAUCCAGAAACACUUGACAAAGCUGAGAAGCUUCUAGAGACUUUACUUGAACGAGAACAUCCCGAUUUAGUCAUGCUUCAGAAAACGGUGGCGAAGCUGGAAAUGAGUGGCAGAGAAGAUUCGGCAGUGGAAAUACUUACAAGAGCAAUCAAAGGAGCGAAUGAUGUAAAUAAAUCACACGAAGCUUACGAGUUCGAAAUGCUACUGGUUGAAAUGCUGAUUUACAAGGGGAAGUUUGAAGAGGCCUUGAAAUGUACGUGCUUGGAAGAUGAGUUUCUUAAAGAUGCACGGCGCCCACUAUACAAGGCAAUGAUACAGGAAAUGCUGGGCAAAAGGGAUGACGCUCUAGCCUCUUGGGACCAAUACGUUCAAGUAAUUGACCCUCAUGUGCAUUUUGAUCUACUAUAUGUCCCACGUUUUCUGGAGGCUUCACCCUCUCAAGAUUUCGACGACUUUCAACAAAAAGUCAAACGACUUCACCACGCCAUAAUCAAAUCCCACCAUUACCCUAAAUAAUCUGCACUACAAACAUUUCACCUACUAUAUAUGCUUUAUUAUGUAAACUCUAAAUCAAUCUGUAUUAAUAUCAAAGUGCUGUAUUUAUUUAUUUUAAUAAAAUACUACAUACAUAUAUUUUCAUGCGUUCAA